AUGGACAUCCUGCGGAGGACGACAUCCGUUGAACUUACGCGGCUCCCCGUCAGCGCCGCUGACACACUGAGUGACGUCGUCUUUCCAUGGCAAUCGCUAUGCUUCAGGUUGGCCAUGGUAUUCAACAACGAAGGGGGCAAGUACGACAAAGACGGCAGGGCGCUCAUGGUUGCAGUGGGUGAGAGUAACUUUGUGCUUAUGUGGCGUAAACUAUUUAAUGCGUUAUGCAUCGCUCCUGUGGUGGUGGAUGGGUCCGACACCCAACACAAGUUAAAUGCGGAAAGCGGUUCCCUGCACACUAGCACCUCGUCUUCUUGGUGUACGUACGACCCCACGCGAACAGGCACACUCGGUAAAAUCGCUGGAAAGCUCUUUGUAGUGACGGCCAAAUGUGUGUCUGAAGGUGCCACGCUUGAGACCACGGCGCCGACCUCCGGCGAGGUGGAAGAAAGCGGCCAGGGAAAGGAGACACCGAUCCCAAGACGCAUCGAGUGUGUGUACGACUUUCAUUACACGUUACCUGAUUUUGAUAUUUGGGGAAACGACGUUACCAUUGGCUUCUUGGUCAUGUCCCAUUAUUCCGGGAACGGUAAUGUUGAUUUCGUCCGCUCGCUAGACCCAACGGCUUCUCGCGUGAAAAAUUUGUUUAAGUCACCCACCGUGGUGUUGGGAACUUGUCACUACCGAGCGGUUGCGAGCCGGCUUCUGCGAUGUACCUCCGUGGCGAGGCAAAUAUCAAGCACCAGCGUCAUGAUUUGUGUGAACGUAGCAAACGUUGCACAUGUUCCUGUCCGAGUACAAGAGGUAUCGUUCGACAUUUACUCCACACAAAUGGGCGAGGGUGACAACGACAUCGGCGGUGUCCAACUCACCCAUGAGCAGCGAUUUGGGCCAUGCGGCACAGAUUUGAAGGCCAUCAAGCUUCUGCAACGCACCGUCACGGUGACACCAUUAUUGUUACAUGGGCGCUGUCUCGAGGAAACGCUCCAGCCGGGAGAGUCGGCUUGUUUUCAGUUUGCUAUCGGAGUGCAGCCCCACCUGUGUCACCUCCUUGAGACACAUCCACGACAGGAGCCGCACAGCAGGUACGCAAAUAACACCGCCAGUGUCGCCGUCGAGGCGGAGAACGCUCCGUAUUCGAUGCGAAAUGACGUAUCACCCAUUUUGCCCCACUCCCCUGUCGCUCCACAAACGGUGUGGAGACCCUCGCCCAUCGGGACUGUUGAAUGUGUUCCAUGUUCUGAACUUAAGCAGGUACUCUUCUCUAAAUUCGUUUCGCAAGCGUAUGUGAGCUACAAUCCUAUAGUUUCGGCAGGUGGGGAAAUCACAGAUCAGAGAGUGGCAUCCCCCGCUUGUCUCACUAUCCGGCACUCGGUGCCCUGGUCCAUGCUCGCGACGAGGUUGGCCACGUAG
This is a messenger RNA of Trypanosoma brucei brucei TREU927, 1413 nucleotides long. RefSeq lists its product as hypothetical. The coding region runs from base 1 to 1413 and encodes 470 amino acids. The record is from RefSeq and is a predicted model, not a curated record. Lineage: Eukaryota; Euglenozoa; Kinetoplastea; Trypanosomatida; Trypanosomatidae. The transcript has a single exon.